Molecule: messenger RNA, 599 nt
Organism: Daucus carota subsp. sativus
Lineage: Eukaryota; Viridiplantae; Streptophyta; Magnoliopsida; Apiales; Apiaceae
Product: V-type proton ATPase subunit e1
Exons: 4
Coding region: 153-365 (70 amino acids)
Biological process (GO): proton transmembrane transport
Cellular component (GO): proton-transporting V-type ATPase, V0 domain
Molecular function (GO): proton-transporting ATPase activity, rotational mechanism
Source: RefSeq, a predicted model, not a curated record
AGAAGUAAGUUAAUUCGGAACGAGAUCAGACACGGAGGAAAGCUUGACCUCUCAUCGGAGAUUCACUCUUCUCUCUCUGACUCUGUAUAAUACCAACAUCUCCUCCCCUCUAUCUAUUAAUCACAUCAUCAACAUCUGAGGUGGGAAUAAAGAUGGGUUUUCUGGUAACAACACUCAUAUUUGUUGUCAUCGGAGUCAUUGCGUGUCUCUGUACCCGAAUCUGCUGCAACAGAGGCCCUUCUACUAACUUGUUUCAUUUAACACUGGUCAUCACGGCAACAGUGUGCUGUUGGAUGAUGUGGGCAAUUGUGUAUCUUGCGCAGAUGAAUCCACUUAUAGUCCCAAUUUUGAGCGAAGGAGAAUGAGCUUCUGCUUAAAAGAGUACCUGAUUUCUAGGCAGCCAGCAUUAUGAAAAGGGAGUAUCAGAGAGCGAGGAAUAAUUAUUUGAGGGCAUGUUACAUGCAAAGUGAGAUUAUAUCAGAUGUAUAUUUAGUUUGAAUUGUUGCAAAAACUUUGCUUAAGAUUUCUCUCCCUGUGUUUUAUCUCGACAUGAUUCCAUCUAUUCUUUUAUGAUAUUCCAGGUGCCCAAUAUUCUUAGA